GGCCUCAGGUUCAUCUGCCCCCUCCCCUCUGUCUCUUAAACCUUUCCCUUCCCUCGGACUCUCUACUCCCUUGCUCUUCCUUCCCUGGCGGCGGCGCCUCGGCGAGCGGCGGCGCCAUUCGUCACGUCUUCGCACAGCCCUUUGCCGGCGACGAACGUCCUCCAGGGAAGGAGGAGGAGGAGGGGGAGCAGCCUUUGCCCCCGUGCAAAAUUUGGGUGCUGACUCUGUUGCCUUGUUCGCGAUUUUUCUAGGGGUCAGCUAAACCGGCAGCAGCGAGUGUUGUCAAGCCGCCGCCAUGCUGUUCUUCUCCUACUUCAAGGAGCUCGUGGGGAAGGAGGUGACGGUGGAGCUCAAGAACGACCUGGCGAUUCGCGGGACACUCCACUCGGUCGACCAGUACCUCAACAUCAAGCUCGAGAACACUCGGGUUGUUGACCAGGACAAGUACCCCCACAUGCUAUCUGUGCGGAACUGCUUCAUCAGGGGCUCAGUGGUGCGGUACGUGCUGCUCCCGCAGGACGGCGUGGACAUUGACAUCCUCCACGACGCCACCAGGAGGGAGGCGCGCGGAGGCUGAUCGACACGCCCCCCCAACCGUCCCCUCGCCCUCUUCCCCGACAGGAGCCCUGAUCCGAUCUGCGAAACAUGCAUCCAUCCUCCUUGUGUUAUUAGCCACAGACGCUGACUGGUCGAACUGUUAUCCAUCAGCUCCCCUGGUACUUUGCGGUGACAGACAUUCCAGGUUGGGUGACCUGCAUGUUCCUUGUGGGUUGCUAUUAGUAGUGCUAUUAGACCAAACCGGACCCACUGAUUAGCUGUGAUGUUUCGCCCGUCUGCGGCCAUGUUUUUCUUGAGACCUGCUACGCUAUCAAUUGGCAUGUCGUGCAGAGGAUUGCUGUUGAUUGACCA
Messenger RNA from Panicum virgatum (switchgrass), 909 nucleotides. Its product is annotated as sm-like protein LSM2. NCBI's taxonomy places the organism in Eukaryota, Viridiplantae, Streptophyta, Magnoliopsida, Poales, Poaceae. Gene Ontology annotation, molecular function: RNA binding. Gene Ontology annotation, biological process: mRNA splicing, via spliceosome. The coding region runs from base 296 to 577 and encodes 93 amino acids. The record is from RefSeq and is a predicted model, not a curated record. Gene Ontology annotation, cellular component: catalytic step 2 spliceosome; Lsm1-7-Pat1 complex; precatalytic spliceosome. The transcript is spliced from 4 exons.